Adineta steineri is the source of this 1950-nucleotide messenger RNA. The record is from the annotation of a GenBank genome assembly. Lineage: Eukaryota; Metazoa; Rotifera; Eurotatoria; Adinetida; Adinetidae.
UUUUUUUAUUUAUUUAUUAACAUUUAAUUAUUAAAUUUAGAUAAUUCAGAGAAUUUAAAAAUUGAAAGAGAAAAUUUAUUAUGUGUAUUUAAAUUAGUUAUAAAAGAUUUAUUAAAUUCAAGUUUAAAAAAUGAACGUGUUCUUGAAAAAGAAAAUUUCUCAUUAAAACAUUUUUUUCUCGUGUUCGAACAUAUUUUAUUACAUGGUUAUAAUGGUAAAAAAGUAUUUCAAAUCAGUACAGCAGGAAAUCGAAAAGAUCUAUGGCCAAUUAUUGAUCUUAUAACACGUAAAACAACUGAUACAAAUAUAACAGAUAUAUCAACAUCAAUAAAAGAAAUGACAAAUAUUCGUACACCAUUAGGUCGUGUACGAGCAUGGUUACGUCUUGCAUUAAUGCAAAAGCAUUUAGCUGAUUAUUUUACAAUUCUUAUAGAACAAAAACAAGAAUUAAAAGAAUUAUAUGAUAAUGAAGCUUUACUAUUAUCAGAUGAUAGUAUGAUUUUAACUGGUUUACUUGUUGGUCUUAAUGUAUUAGAUUUUAAUUUUUGUUUAAAAGAAAUGAUACUUGAUCAACCAAUUGAAACACCUAUUUAUUAUAAUUUAUAUUUACGUGAAAGACGUAUAGCAUCAAUAUCAUCGAAAAAUACACAUCCACCUGGUGCAAUAAAAGAUCCGAUCGAUGAUAUAGAUGAUUAUUCACCGUUACCUAUAAUAAAAUCAAAUGCAGAAGAUGAUGAUCCGACAUCAGUAGAUGAUAAUAACGCUGAUAAUCGACGUUUUUCCAAUAUGCUUGAUCAAAAGAAUUAUGUUGAAGAAAUUAAUCGAAAAUUACAAACUACAGUAAAUGGUUUACAAGAACGUUUACAAGUGUUUGAACAAACAAAUAAAAUUUUAGCGGAAGAAACAGCAGUACAAAAAACUCGUAUUGAACAAUUAGAAGAACAAGUUGUACAAAUUACAGCAGAAAAAGAACAGAUAUUAUCAUCUUACCAUCGAAAACUUGAAACUACUGUUGCUGAUAUUGAAGUCGAACGUGAGACUUUUCAAACAUCUCGAAAUGGAUUUGAUUUAAUUUAUAAUGAAUUACAGAAGAAAUAUCAAGAAGAACAGUUAUCAAAAGAAAAAAUUGAAAAUGCAUAUCAGACGCAAUUAUCUCAAAAUAGUGAAAUUAUGGAGUCAACAAAAAUAAUGGAGAAAAAUAUGGAAGUUAAAAAUACGUUAUAUGAUCAUAUAAAAGAAGAUAACAAUCUACUUUUACAAAAAUUACAAAUUGAAAAAGAUCGCAAUGAUGAAAAAGAACAUCAAAUACAAACAAUUGACAAGAAAAAUCAAAUGCUAAGACAAACCAUUAAUGAAUUAGAAACAAAUAUCGAAAAAACUAAUAAAGAAAAACAAGCUCUUAGCGAUACAAUUGAUAAAUUAAAUCAAACAUUAAUUAAAUCAGAUACUGACAAGACAUCAUUAGAAACUGAUUUACGUAUGGAACAAGAUUUUCAACAACGACUUAAUCAAGCAUUAACAAAUGAAAAAGAUAAAGUUUCUCGACUUCAAUUUGAUAUCCAUGAAUUACGUGUGGAAUAUGAUUCACAUAAGGGUGAAAUGGAUAAAAAAGAAAAAGAUUUUGAAAAAAAGUAUCAUGAACAAGAAAAAACUAUAGAAGAAUUGGCAUUAAAAUUAGGAGCAUCGAUGACACGUGAAGAUGAAUUUCGUGAAAAAGAUACUUUACGAUCAUUGCCAUGGAUGAAAGAUGAAGAUGUUAAAGAAUGUUGUCAAUGUAAAAAAGAAUUUAAUACAAUUCGACGAAAACAUCAUUGUCGAAGUUGUGGUCAAAUAUUUUGUGAAAGUUGUGUUAGUACAAAACUAACCUUAGCAAGUUCAAAUAAACCGGUGCGUGUAUGCGAUUCAUGUUGUAAUCGUGUACUUGCUCAAUGUGCAGUUAGAAGUCCAUAA